AACUUGUGUAAUUUCCUCCACCCUCACCCAGGAAUCGGAAAUAACGAAAAUAGCGGAGACUGCGAUGCUGCGAUGUUGUGAUUGUGAUAUUGUGUAGAGUUGGUCAGUUGUGCAUCGGGUGUCUAACUUAAUUUGAACCGCUGCGUUUUAGUGGCGCACUUUGCACACAAGAAAAUGUCGAGAUCGAACGAACGACUUCGUGAUGUGCUACAAGAGACAAAAUAUUUCUUGGCAGCAACCUUAGAAGGAGAAAGCUUGUCUCCUUCUGUUUUCUUAACUAGAGGAAAGCUUCUGCAGAAGCUGGAACAGCUGGAAAAGGAUGUUCCACAUCUCUUUUACGUCAUGGGAUCACCUUCCCGACAGCUCUCGAGCCCCUACGUAGAUAUGCAGGCCGGUGUGGCUCUGCCUACUUCCCAAGACUCGAGUCUGGAAUAUGUGUACUCUGACACAGCCGUGACCAUGGAUGGAGGAUCAGAGGAGACACAAGUCGAGAACAGGUCCUUUCUAGAGGAGGACGAAGUCCUUGGAAUACCCAUCAUUGAUGUCCCAGCUUCAGACCUCUCCAAGGCUGAGAAGACUGGCUACUUGGAGAAGAAAGGCAAAGAGCGACUGGGUGGCCUGCUGAGCACUUAUCAGAGGCGCUGGUGCGCCAUCCGUGACGGAGUCCUCUACAUAUAUGACAAACCAACAGACAAGCGGCAGAGAAGUCACAUCCUUUUGUCCAAAUACGAGGCUCGCCCGUUCCCCAUCAAGGACAGCUCCAAGAAGGACGCCAUCUUUGAGAUUGUCUGCCCCGGAAGGAAAACAUACCAGUUUGUUGCCUUCAACACAAAAGAUAUGAAACAGUGGAUAUCAGCGAUUGAGAGAAACAGCAUAAAGGUGACCUCACCAACUUCUAGGGAGGAAGCUCCGCAGCCCUGCGAGCCCCCGAUGUCUCAGACGAGCCCUGACGAGCCCCCGACAAGUCCCGACCUCUCGUAUGAGGAUCUGUCAACUGAACCCCUUUAUGAGGAUGGAGAGAGCUUUCUUGAACGUGAGGAAAAGGAAGACUGGUACAUGGGACUGUGGGACUGCAUUGGCGACCACCCUGAUGAGCUCUCUUUCAAGAGGGGAGACCUUCUGAAGGCUGUCAGCAGGGAACAUCCGGCUUGGUGGCUGGCACAGACGCAACAUGGAGAGACAGGCCUCGUUCCCUCUUCCUACCUCAUGAACGCCUUCGAAAGGGUUGAGGAGUGAAGUGAAAGGUAUCCCUGAGUGUCAGUGAAGAAGCCUUAGAAACGUGUGUGUUCAUUAGUGCUUCAACGAGGGAGAAAGUGACAAAAGCUCCCGAAGCCAGUCGAAGCUGCCUCAUUUUGAACUUCUCAGGUGAAGCGAAGAUGAACGAUGGGCAGCACAUUGCGAACCUCUGUAGUCCCAGUGAAUCCCCACUCCAGUCUCUGUCAUAAUCAGCAGUCGAGCCAUCACUGCAAUCAGUUUGAAUUCAUUAAUUGCCAGUGUUUUGAAAUAAUCAUGGAAUCUCUCACGUUUUGUUUGCACCACGACAUACUGCUAAUUGUGUGGUGCGCCAAUUUUUGCCAAAGCUGAUCUACAUACAUGGCCUCUGAACCCAACUGCCACCCACCCCAUCCCAAAGGGGCUGGCUGGGACACGUGUCUACUCUAGUCAGAACAAUAUUCUAGGACCAUUGCUGUCCUUGUACUAAGAUGCGAGUCUGGGAAGCUAUAACGCACACCAAAUUGUUUACACCUUUAUUGGAAGUUUUGUUAGCUACUUUGCAUGUCUCUGUGAAACCCUUGUGUGCUCACAUAAAGAACAGCCUGAUGUACAGAC
This is a messenger RNA of Ornithodoros turicata, 1830 nucleotides long. Its product is annotated as src kinase-associated phosphoprotein 2-like. NCBI's taxonomy places the organism in Eukaryota, Metazoa, Arthropoda, Arachnida, Ixodida, Argasidae. Gene Ontology annotation, molecular function: protein binding. The transcript has 7 exons. Gene Ontology annotation, cellular component: cytoplasm; plasma membrane. Bases 175 to 1236 code for a protein of 353 amino acids. The record is from RefSeq and is a predicted model, not a curated record.